GAGAGAGAGAGAGAGUAAGAGAGAAGCGAAAAUCAAAACGGACAAUCAGCUUAGACGCGUUACGCCCGCGGAAAUCGAAUCGAUAUGCGCUACUUAUCUUAGAGCUUACAUCGACAAUCGCGAUAAACGCAAGCUUCGCACAAGCACACGAUCACAUUUGCACAAACAUUUGCCGUAUACACUCGAGAGAAAUUAGGCCAGAUGGGUUGAGAAAACGUAUGCGACACGUACGCAAACAUAUUCACACAUACGCAUACACAUACACAACAUACACACAUACAUACACGCAAGCACACGCCAAACGUGUGUGACCUCCAUCGCACUAACAAAUGCUAACAAUUGUCAGAAUCAGGGAAAGGGGUGCUCCACCCCCACCCCCACCCGCCUCGUCGACAUCCUCCAACGUGCAUUUGAGGAAAAGGGGCACCAAUCCACUAGCGCCGGACGCGGUGGAUUUAACGCAAUUGACCUCGGUCAGCGAGUGGCUGGCUUCCAUCAAGAUGUCACGGUACGCGGAGAGUUUCGAGAGAUCCGGAGUGACUACGUUGGAGGCGGCCGCUCGGGUCACCGUUCAAGAGUUGACGGCGCUUGGGGUGACGUUGGUAGGCCACCAGAAGAAGAUCAUGAACAGCGUGACGGCGCUGAGAGCGCAAAUGUCCGCCACCUCGCAAGGAUUUCUCGUUUAAUCGUUUGGCGCACGGUCGGUGCGCUUCUCACCACACGCAAUUUCACGCAAUUUGACGCAGGAUUCGAUAUCCUAUCGACCAAACGCAUCCGUUCACUCGAAGGGGGUUUCGUCCUCCUCCGGUCGAUCCACCCGCCUAGUCAGGACGAUAGACCUGUUUCUUCGAACAAACAUUCAUCCCUUCCUUCGCAGACGACCAACAGCGAUCGAGACGCUACGCUACAAGAAACUCCGCCAAUCUCGAGGCAUAGCGUUGACACUCGCUGACAUUCCAACGCGAAUUCGCUCGAAUUCGAUCUGUCAGUCGGGCUCCCGUCUCUCUCGACGGAAAUGGAAGACGACGAAUUUCGCGGCUGCGACCGCUCAUCGACCCAAUCAGGUUGAAAGCCACGGUGUCGUGCCACGCGACGAAAACUCGUAACGGGAUCAAUAAGUGAGAAAAGAAAAAGGAGAAAAAGAAAAUAUGCACGACUCCGUGAACGAGUCGGCCAUUAACUUUGUCUUUCUCUUUCUAUACAAUAUCUUUCUCGCGCGUGGAAUCAUCGCCGCAUGAAAGGAAUCGUCUAACUGCCACUAUAAAUCACUGCCGCAUCGAUUGCACACACGUGGAGAAUCACGUGCCGACAAACGCAAUUCUUACAUCUUAAACUCGGAAUUUUUCGGAACCGUGCUUCGGGAAUCGUGAAUUUGAACGCACUGAAUCGUUGCUCACACGCGCUCGUUGCAGAGAGAAAAUGCAAUAGUCCUGCCAAUCGACUUUCCGUUUUAUCGCUCGAAACGAUUUUUUUUUCUUUUUUUUUUUUUUCUUUUUUUCCAGCCACUUCGACGAAGCCGCUGGUUCCCUUGUUUCACAGUGUGCUCCUACCUUACUUGUGUUGCGCAGCGGUUAACUUAACACACACACUCGUUAAACGUUGAAAACAGGUGAUCGUCGAUCGUGCUUCGAACGAUCGAUCGAAAAAUAGAUUCGAACUCGCAUCACCACUUGGUACAGACCACGAACGAAUGGAAAAAGAACGGCCUAAAAAUCAACAACCCCGCGUAUAAAUUGUAUAACCCUCGUUUCUGCCCCGCGAAUAUACGAAAGUUUUUCGAACAACGAUUGAUUCUAGGCAAACUGAAACUGAAGAUUCGAGAGAGAGAGAGGUCUAAGAUGUAAACGUAAGUGUACGCUUUAAGGUGACGAGCAUAGAUCGAGGGAAUGAUCAAGGGCAAGCGUGCGUCUUUAACGCGAGCGUAGUUUUUCGCCGUAAUUUUAUGUCCUGUGCAGCGAAUUUAUAUAUCGUCUAGCCCUUAUUAAUAAUCGCUUAAUCGAUGUACAAGACACGAUACACGCAUAUAACACGUAUACACACACACACACACACACAUACACACGCAUACAUACGUACACAGACGUUGCAACACACGUAGAUAUAUAUAUAUAUAUCUAUACGAAUACGAAAGCCACCCCGUUCCGUUCAGGCGAAACGAUGGAAGGAACGACAGGUAAUACGUGAGACUGAAAGCAAGAUUCGUUCGAAAUAAUUCUAGAAUAUGUUUAAUAUAACGAGACGAUGAGACAGAGGUUGAAGAAAGGAGAGAAAGAUAUGAUUCUUGCCUUCGCGUUACCUAUAUAAAGUAUAUGCGAUAUGUGUACAGGUGUACCUGUCCGAUGAUUAGAGAGAAGAAAAGAGGAACAUGUGCCAAUAAAGAGGAAAAACAAAAAAAAAAAAAAUAAAUAAAUAAAAAUAAACGGAGAGAAAGCGUGCGUGAACGAGGGAAAAUGUUUUGCGUGAGAGAGGAAGAGAAGAAAGAGAGAAAGGGGGCUCGCUAUCGCGCGGCCGUUGAGUUGCAAAGAGAGGAUCCCUAUUUACAUAUACGUAUUGAAAAAAAAAAAGAGAAAAGAAAUAGAUUAUAUUAUAACGCGAGACAAAUUUAUUCGAGAUGAUUGGAAGGCCAACGAACGAAGAACGUGUUCGAACAAGAGUGGAAGAAGGUUAUUAUGCCGAAGAAAUCAUAAAACGUGUCCCUCGGCACCGUGAACAUAUCAAGGCGUAUUGGAGAGAGAGAGAGAGAGAGAGAGAGAGAGAGAGAGAGAGAGAGAGAGAGAGAGAGAGAGAGAGAGAAUGAAUGAUAAUGAAAGGUGAAUAUAUAAGGUGCGUUUACCGGGUAAAAAUCUUUUUCGAGGCAACGACGAGUAAAAGAUUUGGCGUUAAUGGUAAAUAAUUAUCUAGAAAAGUUUUCGCGGCGACACCUUCGACGUGAUAUUGAUUUUCGCGAAAGGAACGAAAGCUGAAUUGAUUUAGCGAUCGUCUCUAUAAUAUACAUAUAGUAGAGUAUUUACUUUUAAAAGUGAGCGAUUCGAAUUGUUUCGCAUCGCAAACGCAACGUCCACAUCCCAGCACGCGUGCACGCGUAUCACGAUAUCACGGUAUUAGCAUUGGUUAAAGAGAGG
Molecule: messenger RNA, 3122 nt
Organism: Apis florea (little honeybee)
Lineage: Eukaryota; Metazoa; Arthropoda; Insecta; Hymenoptera; Apidae
Gene: Eph
Product: Eph receptor tyrosine kinase
Biological process (GO): protein phosphorylation; ephrin receptor signaling pathway; axon guidance
Cellular component (GO): dendrite; plasma membrane
Molecular function (GO): transmembrane-ephrin receptor activity; protein binding; ATP binding
Source: RefSeq, a predicted model, not a curated record